AUGGACCAUUACAAAUUCGAUCCUCCACUUACGGAGCAUGGUUACCUUACCGCAGAAUUCAUGGGUCAUGCCUUCAAACUGGCUAAUUACCAUCCUGAAGUGAUCUACUCCUCACCGGAAUUGAGGUGCGUGCAGACUUCCGUUGCUAUUUCACGUGCUUACGGAAAUUCAGCAAAAAUCUGCCUGGAACCUGCUCUGUCCGACUGGGUACAACUGGCUCCACCUCAAACUCCUCUGCAAUGGCUGAAACCUGAUCAGUACAGAGAACUGGGCUACCCGAUUUGCGAUAGAUACAGACCUUUUAUGAACGAACUUCCGAAAUCUGAAUCUCCUGAAGACUAUCUGAGAAGACUGGCUGAAUUCUUCCGAGCCGUAUCAAGGCCGGCUCCUCAAGUAAUUAUAAUUGUGGCUAACGCUAACGCUCUUGAACUGGCAAGAAACCACCACUGGCAAACUGCUGGACAAAUUUGUGAGAUGAAGAGAUCUGUGAGGAACUGUGGCAUAUGCGAAAUAAGAGUCAGUCGUGACAAAAAAGUGCAAGCUAUCGAACCUAAUGUGCUUCCCUUCACAAAGACACUGAAAGAAGCUCGAGGAAAGAUUGCUACAUAA
Cooperia oncophora is the source of this 609-nucleotide messenger RNA. Lineage: Eukaryota; Metazoa; Nematoda; Chromadorea; Rhabditida; Trichostrongylidae. The record is from the annotation of a GenBank genome assembly.